This is a messenger RNA of Cyclopterus lumpus (lumpfish), 702 nucleotides long. RefSeq names its product splicing factor 3A subunit 2-like. Bases 1 to 702 code for a protein of 233 amino acids. NCBI's taxonomy places the organism in Eukaryota, Metazoa, Chordata, Actinopteri, Perciformes, Cyclopteridae. The transcript is spliced from 2 exons. The record is from RefSeq and is a predicted model, not a curated record.
AUGGAUGGCUGUGGUAGACCGGGUCCGGGCCUCCAGGUCCAGGCCUCCGGGUCAAGGCCUCCAGGUCAGGUCCUCCAGGUCCGGGCCUCCGGGUCAAGGCCUCCAGGUCCGGGCCUCCGGGUCAAGGCCUCCAGGUCCGGGCCUCCAGGUCCGAGCCUCCGGGUCAAGGCCUCCAGGUCCAGACCUCCAGGUCCGAGCCUCCAGGUCCGGGCCUCCGGGUCAGGGCCUCCAGGUCCAGGCCUCCAGGUCCGAGCCUCCGGGUCCGGGCCUCCAGGUCCAGACCUCCAGGUCCGAGCCUCCGGGUCAAGGCCUCCAGGUCCGAGCCUCCGGGUCAGGGCAUCCAGGUCCGGGCCUCCGGGUCAAGGCCUCCAGGUCAGAGCCUCCGGGUCAGGGGAUCCAGGUCCAGGCCUCGGGGUCAAGGCCUCCAGGUCUGAGCCUCCAGGUCAGGGCCUCUGGGUCAAGGCCUCCAGGUCAGAGCCUCCAGGUCAGGGCCUCCGGGUCAGGGGAUCCAGGUCCAGGCCUCGGGGUCAAGACCUCCAGGUCAGGGCCUCCUGGUCCGUGCCUCUAGAUCCGGACCUCCGCCUCAGAUUCUCCAGGUCCUGGCCUCCGGCUCAGGGCCUCCAGGUCCGGGCCUCUAGAUCCGGGCCUCUAGAUCCGGGCCUCCAGGCUCUGAGAAGAAGCUUUGAUGCUCUGCACGUGUGA